Molecule: messenger RNA, 810 nt
Organism: Lachancea thermotolerans CBS 6340
Lineage: Eukaryota; Fungi; Ascomycota; Saccharomycetes; Saccharomycetales; Saccharomycetaceae
Gene: TDA4
Product: Tda4p
Exons: 1
Coding region: 1-810 (269 amino acids)
Biological process (GO): lipid homeostasis
Cellular component (GO): membrane; endoplasmic reticulum
Source: RefSeq, a predicted model, not a curated record
AUGGAAGACCCAUUCUUGAAGUUCUCGCCGUUUGCCGGCAGCGACAACCUGCUUGUGCGCCACUCCCUAGAGAUCAUCGGAUCUUUCCUGGUGUACCAGGUGGUUCUGAGCAGGUGGCUGGUGCCCCGCGUGAAUGCGCUCGUGUUCGGACGUCACUACACCGAGCUCAAAGAUAAGGACGCGCGGCUCAACUUCGACAUCCAUACUGUGUCAAUGUUCCAGUGCGUGGUGAGCUUGGGGCUAACAUGGCCAAUCUUGUUCCAGCCGCUCUCGUUGAGCAUUGUGUCCUACCAGGACUCGUACACGUCGAUGAUAUCUGCCAUUACGUGCGGGUACUUCCUGUGGGACCUGUAUGUGUGUUUAAAGCACUUCUCGCUGUUUGGGAUCGGGUUUCUGGGCCACGCUAUGGCGUCGCUGUACGUGUUCGUGCUGGCGCUGCGUCCAUUCUGUCAGUCGUGGGUUGGAAAGUUCCUGAUCUUUGAGGCGAGCACCCCAUUUGUCAACAUCAAUUGGUUCAUCAGCCAACUGUCGCGCACUUCGUCGCGUCCCGUGGUACCAAUGUGGUUCAAUGCGCUCAACGGACUACUCUUGAUUGGCACUUUUUUCGUGGUCCGCGUGCUAUGGGGGUUCACCGCCAUUGCAAUUUUGUGCGCCAAGUUAUGGGAGGCACGCAAGGUGCUGCCUACGUGGAUCCCCACAACUGUGAUUACUCUCAACCUGUCGCUGGACGCUCUCAACCUGUUCUGGCUCAGCAAAAUGAUCAAAAUUGCCAAAAAGAUGGCGAGUGGGUCGAAGCAAAAGGGCCACUGA